Molecule: messenger RNA, 1165 nt
Organism: Brachypodium distachyon (stiff brome)
Lineage: Eukaryota; Viridiplantae; Streptophyta; Magnoliopsida; Poales; Poaceae
Product: zinc finger protein 1
Exons: 2
Coding region: 197-814 (205 amino acids)
Molecular function (GO): DNA-binding transcription factor activity
Source: RefSeq, a predicted model, not a curated record
AAAUGGCGAUACAUAUAUCCAUCUAUCCAAAGUGUUUGACCCAAACCAAAAGGCUCCCCCAUCUCCUUUUCUGAAUUGAUCAACAGCUAGCCACGUAGUACGUGCAAACUAGUACUCCAACCGUCCAACGCCUUCCCGUCUAUUUGUUCAGGAGUGCAAGGAAGAGCUAGCUACGUACGCACACGUACCCUUGGCCAUGGCCGUGGAGCCGGUCCUCGAAGCGGCGGCGCCCGUGCUGCCGUCGCCGUCGCCCGCCACAUCGGCGUCGAAGCGGAAGCGGUCGAGGCAGAUCAUGGCGCCAAGCGAGGAGGAGCAGCUAGCGCUGUGGCUGCUCAUGCUGGCGCGCGGCCACCGCGACCAGGAGCGGCUGCACGGGUGCGCCUUGUGCGGCAAGGCGUUCCCCUCCUACCAGGCCCUCGGCGGCCACAAGGCCAGCCACCGCAAACCACCUUCCCUUCCGGCUCCGGCGUCGGGCGCAGACGAGCAGCAGCAGCCGCAGGCGACGGCGGCCUCGUCGGGGUAUGUGUCCGGCGGCGGCAAGCUUAAGGCGCACGAGUGCAACGUGUGCGGGAAUGCGUUCGCGACGGGGCAGGCGCUGGGCGGCCACAAGAGGAGGCACUACGACGGCACCAUCGGCAGCGCCAAGGGCGCCUCCAUGGCGACAGCAGUGAACCGAACCCGGCCGGGGUUCGACCUGAACCUGCCGGCGCUGCCGGAGGCGGUCGUCGUGGCGGAUCAUCGUCAGGACAAGUUGCUCAGCCGGGGUUCAACCUCCUCCUUGGAGAAGAAGCCCAGGCUCAUCCUCACCGCGUGAACACAACAAUUGACUUGGCAAAAUGGCAAUUGCUUGGUUGACUGUGCAUAAAUCAUAAUACUUUGUCAAAAUUACUCAACCCGUAAGAUAUAGAUUUAUAGGUUAGCGUCUGUUGAUUAUUUAGUUGUUGCGGACAGACAGAUAGCUGGUUGGGUGGUGACUAUUCAUAAUUCGUUCAUUGAUUAAUUACAACGUUUGUGUUGUGUACAUAACGUUUGUGAUUAUAGGAAAUGUACUGCUCACUACUUCAUCCAUUGUUCAUAUUGUAGGUUUAGCUAGCUGAUCAGCCACGUACAAUUCGGAGUACAUUGUUUCUUUCAUUGGCUUGAUCGGAUGAUAUUUGGUUAUGUU